ACAGUCAAAAUGGGUCUCAGUAUAAAAACAACACCCGAACAAUGCAUGAUUUCCCUGGACGAGUAGUGAAAAAUCGAUCUUUAGUGCAUAUUUUACCAGUUUGCAAAAAGCCAAGUGUUCGAUUAAAACCAUCCCGUUUGCUACAACGUACGACGUAUGCACCAAACAAUCGUCGAUUGGCCACCUGAAUUAUUUUGGCUUUUUAUGCAGACGCGUAUCUUGUAUUGAUCGGAGAAACACCAUCGAAGAACGAACAAAAAAAAGUUGGACGAGAAAAAAAUGGAAUCCGUCUGACCUCUUUCGCUAUGCGUGUAUGUUGUCGCGGAAUGAUAUGCACUUGGCUUGACAAUAAUUUACUCAAACCGAUAAAUUCAACACAAUGACGUCUAGGUUGGAUCGUUUAUUUAUUCUACUUGAGUCUGGAUCAUCAGCCGUGACUCGUCGGGCAGCCGCCAAACAAAUUGGAGAGGUUCAAAAACUUCAUCCGCAUGAACUACACAACUUGUUGAACCGACUGCACACCUAUCUGCAUAGUUCAUCGUGGGAGACACGUAUUGCAGCUGCCCAAGCCGUCGACGCUAUACUAUCGAAUGUGCCUUCAUGGAAUCCGCAACCGUGUUCGGUUAAGAUUGAAUCCAAAUGCAUAACAAACUUUGAUGCUAGUCGCCUCACUUUUUCCAACUUUGAACUGGGCAAUGUACUGCAAAAGGGUGCACGUCUUAUGGGCUCUGAGGGCAGUGAAUUCGAUCAAGAUCAGUUCACAGAUUUCGACGAUCGAGAACAUUUAUUGCGUCAACGGGCUCUACUAAAUGAAAAGCUUGGAUUCAACAAGGCCGGCGUUAACAUCAACGAUUUGGUGUGUCUGGAUGAUAUCAGAACGAGCAAAGUGAAUUAUGAUCCGAAUGUAAGACUGAUGCCGGUUCAGGAUAUACUCAAUGCAGAUUCGUCUCAACAAAUGACUGAUUGUUCUAGUCAGGCACUGAGUUGCCGUGAAAUGAAUCGGGCACGUCGAAAGAAACGACAGAAUUUAAUCGUUACCAGCUCAUCUGGUGCACUGAGCCGAAGUAAUUCAACGCAGAGCAAUAACGGAUCAUCGUCGGAAAUGGAAUCCGAGCGCAAGAAACCGAAGCUUGAGUCGAGAAGUGACAGUGUGAUUUAUCACUCGAACGAACCGGUACCGGAUGGCACCGGAUCUUGGGGUGAUGCGACAGAUUGGCCAUUGGAAUCGUUCUGUUCGAGACUGUAUUUGGAUUUGUUUAAUCCUCGAUGGGAGACAAGACAUGGCGCUGCGACGGCAUUGAGAGAAUUGUUGAAAUCACAUUCGUCCGGUGCCGGUAAAAGCAAUUUUAUGACCAAAGAAGAAAUGGACUACAAUCACAUGCUAUGGCUGGAAGAUGCUGCGUUACGUUUACUUUGUGUGUUGUCAUUGGACCGAUUUGGUGAUUUUAUAUCGGAUCAAGUAGUGGCUCCCGUUCGUGAGACUAGUGCACAAGUACUAGGCACGGUUAUGAAGGAAAUGUCGACCGACAAUGUCAAGCACACGGUGGCGAUAUUACUGAAAUUGAUCAAACAAAAUGAAUGGGAAGUGCGCCAUGGCGGGCUUCUUGGUUUGAAGUAUAUGCUGGUUGUUCGAGAGGAUCUGUUGCAGACAUUUUUACCCAUUACAAUAAACGACAUAUUAAUGGGGUUGUUUGACAGUGUUGACGAUGUUGGCGCUGUAGCUGCUACCACUUUAACUCCAAUCGCUUCAUGGCUUCCAAAGCUCUUAAGUGCUGAACAAGUGUCGAGCAUAGUCAAAAUGCUGUGGGAUCUUCUGCUCGAGCAGGACGAAUUAACUUCAGCGUGCAACAGUUUCAUGGGCCUUCUGUCGGCCAUAUUGAGUUUGAACAACGCCAGCAAUUGGAUACAAAUGGAACCAAUGUCGGUGCUGAUUCCCAGGCUUUGGCCGUUUCUAAGUCAUACCACUUCGUCGGUGCGUCGAUCAACACUCCAAACGCUAAAGACUCUAACGAAAAGUGACCCACCAAUAACGGUUGACACUGUGAAUGCUAAAACCGAGAAAAAUGGCAAUUCGGUCAAAGUUGAAGUCAGCAGCUUGCCCGGAGUCAUCAAAACUAAUUCAGCAAAUUUAUCGUUAAAUUUUGGCGUCAAAGAUUGGCCGGCAGAGUUGCUUCAAGAAGCCCUACGACACGUAUACCAGCGUGUUCUCGUCGAGCACAUCAACGACAUACAGUUGAUUGUUGAAGAUGUUUGGCAUAACUUGGUAACGAAUGCUGAACUGUCCAAUUUAUUGCAUGCCUCCUGUCCGUUUGUUGCUUCGUGGAUGUGCCUUGCCAUGCAACCGGCUAGACUACCAUUUGAUCCAUCGUCAAUGAUUUAUGCGAAGGGACCAGUCAACCGGGAACGCAAAAACAAAUGGCCCGAACUAGAUGCAGGCAGCUCAUCAUCCAAGACUCACCUACAAAAAAUGUAUCUUGGAGGCAUCGAAACAACGCCGAUCGAUGUACGUGAACGAAAUAUUCCCAGAGCUCGAGCCAAAGCAUCGAAAAUGUUGGGCCACCUGUCCAGGUAUCUCGUGUUACCCGCUCCCGGUGUCAUAUACACCGAAGACAUGGAAAGUCCGGUCAAUUGCUACGUGAAAAUUCUGCUCGGUUACCUGUCGUCUCGAUCGGCUUUGCAGCGACUGAUCAGCGGAAUGGUGAUCGCCUAUUGGGCGGAAACCGAUUCGAACAUUGUACCGGGUCCGCCACAACUACAAGCCAAAUUAAACGCUGCACUCACCGAAUACGUUUGCUACGACGAGAACACAAUUUCGUUGACCCGAUUGCUCCAAGAAUCUCGUGAUUUCAUCGCAACACUAAAGCAACACAAAGUCAAAAUGAAUAAUUUCGACCACUGCAAGUUUCUGUCAUUGGACCAAAUACAGGCGUUGAGUACCACACUGACGGAAAAUCUGAAGGAACGAUUCGGAUUGAAGACACGUUCCGUCGAAAUACUGGAGGAAAGGCGACGAGGUUUGCAGAAUUCACUGGCACAGACUCAAUUCGAACAGUACGCUCUGAAUGUUAGUACCCAAGCAGUUUUGGCUGGUGCUAAUGUGUUCCUGGGCUGUCUACCCGAGAAACUGAAUCCGGUCAUAAAACCGCUGAUGGAGUCAAUUAAACGUGAAGAGUGCGAAAUAUUCCAGCAGCUUUCCGCUCAAUACCUCGUCAAGUUACUAGAUUUGGUAGCCCAUCGCAAUCCUAGUCCAAACAAUAAGAUAAUAACCAAUUUGUGUACGCUCCUCAAAAGCGACACUGAUUUUACACCAAAAAUUACAAUCGCGCCAUUAUUUACUCAAUGUAACCCAAGCAAUACCACACCGUCUAAUCCAUACCACGGCAUCUUAACGCUAACAAAUCAGCAAAAAUCCAGCGAAACUUCCAACGGUACCUCAAUGGGAAGAGGCCCAGGCCGACCGCCCACUAUUGAUGUAUCAAUUGACGAUUGUGCCGAGUCAGAAGAUCCGACAAAACGGCACAGUCGAACCCAACGCAUUGGCGCUACGUUCGCAAUCAAAGCGAUUUGUUUGCAUUUCGGUGCCGCGUUAAUGGACAAAGUGCCUGUGUUUCUAAGCCUAUUGGAAGCAUUAAAAUCAUUGGUCAAUGAGGAUCUGGUGAAUCCCAUGCAUCCGACUGUUGCGAACGUCGACAAAUGCAACGAACUGAUCACACAUUUGCAGCUGAUUGAAGUCAUUGCGCCGUAUCUCCAUGACGAACAUCACGGGAGGCUGUUUUCGUUACUACCGUAUUUAACUGUCUUGCUCCGACAUCCACAGAAGGCGAUUCGUCACAUGACUGCACGAUGUUUCGCCACACUGGCUUUGAUCAAUUCAUCGUUGAUUAUGGAUCUGAUCAUCCAGACGGGAGUCAAAAUGCUGCAGACUAUCGAAGACGUAAUACAGCGUCAGGGAGCGGCAGAAUUGUGUUGUUGUGUGGUGAACAAACUCCAAUUCAAAAUAGUUCCGUAUGUCACGCUGCUUGUAGUUCCUUUACUAGGACGGAUGAGCGAUCCAGACCAAUCGGUACGACUCAUUUCUACGCAUUGUUUUGCCACAUUGAUUCAACUGAUGCCGUUGGAUGGUAACGUUGACGACGUGUCGCUUUUGUCGAGCAAUUUACAGGAACGAAAGACCAAAGACAAGGAGUUCUUGGAGUAUCUGUUCUCGCCGAAAAAAAUCCCAGAUUUCAAAGUUCCGCAUUUUGUCAACGCUGAGCUACGAUCAUAUCAACAGGCCGGUGUGAAUUGGCUCUGGUUCCUGAAUAAGUACAAAUUGCACGGAAUCUUGUGCGACGACAUGGGAUUGGGCAAGACACUGCAAACCAUUUGCAUUUUGGCUGGAGAUCAUCACGAGCGUCAGGUGGAGAAAUUGAAAAACUUGCCCAGCUUGGUCAUAUGUCCACCGACGCUGACAGGGCAUUGGGUGUACGAAGUGAAUAAAUUUUUGCCGCAAGAAUUCCUCAAGCCGUUGCAUUACAUCGGCUUUCCGGUUGAUCGUGAACGUUUGAGACACAAGGUCGACAGCCACAAUUUGGUGGUGGCCUCAUACGACAUUGUUCGCAAGGAUGUUGAAUUUUUCACGUCGAUCCACUGGAAUUAUGUUGUCUUGGACGAGGGUCACAUUAUCAAAAAUGGAAAAACGAAAAGUUCGAAGGCAAUAAAACAACUCGUCGCCAAUCAUCGUCUGAUACUCUCUGGUACGCCGAUACAAAACAGUGUGCUAGAAUUGUGGUCUCUGUUCGAUUUUCUAAUGCCCGGAUUCCUCGGCACCGAAAAGCAAUUCAUUUCCAAAUUCAGUCGACCGAUACUGGCCAGUCGAGAUGCAAAAAGUUCAGCCAAAGAACAAGAAGCCGGUGCGUUAGCGAUGGAAUCGUUGCACCGUCAAGUGUUACCAUUCCUAUUGAGACGCAUCAAAGAGGAUGUGUUGACCGAUCUACCACCAAAGAUUACACAGGAUCUUCUGUGCGAACUAAGCCCGUUACAGGAGCGACUGUACGAAGACUUUAGCCGAAGCAAUUUGAAUUCGGACAUCAAAGAUUGCUUGGAAAAGCUGGACGGUACGGAAAUACAAAAGAAGACGCAUGUGUUCCAGGCGCUGCGAUAUCUACAAAAUGUUUGCAACCAUCCUAAGCUGGUGCUCACCGUCCACCAUCCAGAGCUGCAAAAGAUCCAACAAGAACUGGGAAAGAAGAACACAACGUUGGACGACAUCGAACAUUCAGCCAAAUUGCCGGCAUUGAAGCAACUCCUUUUGGACUGUGGCAUUGGCACUGAAGAAGAUUCCAUGACUGUUAAUCAGCACAGAGCGUUGAUCUUUUGCCAGUUGAAGGCAAUGUUGGAUAUUGUGGAAAAUGAUUUACUCAAAAAACAUUUACCGGCGGUGUCAUAUCUACGUCUAGAUGGUAGUGUUCCACCGUCGUCCAGACAUCACAUCGUCACCAAAUUCAAUAGUGAUCCCAGCAUUGAUGUUCUCCUAUUAACAACUCAGGUCGGUGGACUAGGAUUGAAUCUCACGGGAGCCGAUACCGUAAUAUUCGUUGAGCACGAUUGGAAUCCAAUGAAAGACUUACAGGCCAUGGACCGUGCGCAUCGCAUCGGUCAGAAGAAAGUGGUCAAUGUGUACCGUUUGAUAACGCGCAAGUCGCUGGAGGAGAAAAUCAUGGGACUGCAAAAAUUCAAACUAAUCACGGCGAAUACGGUGGUCAGCGACGAAAAUGCGUCCAUGGAAACGAUGGGAACGGAUCAACUGUUCGAUCUAUUCAAUUUGUCCGAUAAUAAUGCACAAUCGGCCAAUUCGAUUGAGUGCACUGGCAGCGGUAGUGUUACGAUGAAGCAGGCGUUGACGGAAUUGCCGGAAUUGUGGGAGGACAAACAGUAUGACGAAGAGUACGAUUUGACGCAGUUUUUGCAAGGUCUAAAGUGAUUUGGCGUUUUGUUUUCGUUUUGUUUUGCUGUUUUAAUUUUUUUUUGUAUCGCUCGCAUUAAAUAAACGUUUGAGAAUUCCA
Messenger RNA from Bradysia coprophila, 6044 nucleotides. RefSeq names its product histone acetyltransferase 1 (gene Hel89B). Gene Ontology annotation, molecular function: TBP-class protein binding; ATP hydrolysis activity; DNA binding. Lineage: Eukaryota; Metazoa; Arthropoda; Insecta; Diptera; Sciaridae. The record is from RefSeq and is a predicted model, not a curated record.